Messenger RNA from Drosophila ananassae, 1728 nucleotides. RefSeq lists its product as uncharacterized. The transcript has 5 exons. Gene Ontology annotation, cellular component: membrane. Lineage: Eukaryota; Metazoa; Arthropoda; Insecta; Diptera; Drosophilidae. The record is from RefSeq and is a predicted model, not a curated record. Bases 186 to 1070 code for a protein of 294 amino acids.
GCAGUGGGUGGAUUUCAUCAGAAGACUGCUGCUGCUCCAGAGCACUCGGAAUUUAUUUGGGCCAGUUGUGCGCAGGAGCCGAAACAGGAAACACGUCGUAGUUGCGUUGUGCCGAGACUGCAGCGUAAAAUUGUCAUUGGAAUUGUCCAGUAAUAGAGUGCUAAAAGGGUUCCCACAAAAAUAACAUGAAACUAACCAUCGGUGGAAUGUCCAUGGCCAGGCUACAAGGAUUGGGGAUAGGCGUCAACCUAGCCAUUGUUAUCUCAUCGCUCCUGGCACUUUUUGCAACUGCCGCUCACGGGCUACAGCUGCCCGUCUUCUCAACCAAAACGCCAAGGGUCAGCAAGUACACAACAAAAUCGCCAUCGGCCUCGUCGAUGAAUCAUGAUGCUACUGCCUCGCUUUAUCGCUUCAAUGCCACCAACGGCAUCACCUGCAUCUUGAUGCAAGUGGACGGCCUGAUCAGCAUCAAGUAUCGGAACAAGCUGAACGAGGACGUGGAGGCGGAUCUGUAUAUGCCGGACGAUCCCCAGUUGAGUGGCGAGUGUGUCGAGUCGAAUCUGGAGAUACUGACCAUGGACUUUAAAGGUUUCCGCCUGUCCAUGACAUUCAAAAAGUCACCUGGCGGCGAGGGCUGGUACAUCAACCUGUUCGAGCUCAGCUAUUCCUCCUCGAACCCACUCUUCGAGCACCCCGAUCGCCCAGGACUGGACGUGAAACUAACCUCGCCCGCCCAGUCACUCAUGUACUUCCCGACCCCAGUCGGAAAGUCCUACGUUUGCGACAAGGAACAGGCUGUGAUUAUGUACGCCCCCCAUGAUUCCGGCGACCAGUCCGGUCAUAUAGCCCGUCUCUAUCUGCGCGAUAUGCACAUGCAGAGCUUCAUGUUCAAGGACAGCGGCAAGUGGGGUCCGUCGUUCCACUGCAGCGCCACCGGAUCUUAUCGCGACGAGACGGCGCCCCUGGCCGUGGGAACAGCUCUGGCCAUCGCCGUACUGCUAACCAUAUCGGGCUACGGCGGCUGGAGGUACUUCAAAAUCAAGAAGGUCCAGUACGGAUCAAUGGAGUGAGGCUAUGAAGUGAAGUAAUGCGUUCGUUUUCGUUCAACUAUUUGAUCAUAUCGUUGUCUACACAUAUCCCCCACGUUUGUUGGAUCUAUUGCAAUCCUGUAGUCCUAUAAUUUAAAAAAAAAAACAUUAAGAGUCUAAAAUGCGAAUUGCGAUUCUGUCUGGGGCAGUUUACGAGAAAAAUAAUUGAGAAAGUAACUAAAGAUACAUAUAUGAGAAAUGCAAAUGUCUUCCAUAUUGUUAAAGUAUAAAAUAAUAGUGCACCGUAUAUAUGAUUAUUAAAUGUUAAUAUAUAUAUAUGAAUAUACAUCAUGGAUAACCGAAAACAAAUUAUUAUUUAAAUUAUUUAAAUGGUAAAACAAUGCUUAGCGAAAGACCAAUGUUGGCACAGUGGACGGCGAAUCUUAUACUCUCCUGUUUCAGAAAAUUUUUAAAAAAGAAAAACCUAUUACCGAAUACGAAUACUCUCUCGUUUUAUAUGACACAUUUUUGAAAUGAUAUCUCCUCCUGCACCUCCUCUAAAAACAUUCAUUACAUUACAAGUUUGUCUCUUUGCCAAUUGAAAUAUUGAAGAAGGAUGUGAGUGGGGAAGGGCUUUUGUUUAUAUAACUAGUAUUAAAGAGUUGAUAAAAAAAAUUUGAAAAUAAAAUCUGAUGCCUGC